AUGUCCUCCACCGUAUUUGUCUCCGGGGCCACCGGCUACAUUGCCCAACAUCUUGUUCAGCAAUUGCUCGACAAGAACUACACCGUCAUCGGUUCUGUCAGAUCCGAAGCCAAGGGUGAAAACUUGAAGGCUCACUUCCCCAAGAACUUCGAAUACGUCGUCGUUCCAGACAUGGGCAAGGAAGGUGCCUUCGACGCCGCUUUGCAAAAAUACCCUGAAAUCUCUGCUUUUCUCCACACUGCAUCUCCUUACAACUUCAGCGACGAGGACGUCGAGAACAACCUCUUGAAGCCAGCUCUCGAGGGCACCAGAAACGCCUUGGCCUCUGCCAAGGCCUACGGUAAGAACGUCAAGAGAUUUAUUGUCACUUCGUCGUACGCUGCUCACUCGUGGACCCACUUGGUCGACAAGACCAUCCCAGAAGACAUCAGAGUCACUGAAGAGUCGUGGACCGAAAUCUCGUGGGAGCAGGCCAAGGCCAACGGUUUGGUUGCCUAUAUCGCCUCCAAGGCUAUUGCUGAGAAGGAGGUGUGGAGAUUCCAAAAGGAAGAAAACCCCAGCUUCGAUAUCGCAGCUGUCAACCCAACCUACGUGUUUGGCCCACACCUCUUCGACUCCGAGGUCAAGGCUCCUUUGAACGAGAGUACUGAGGCCGUUAACAGCUUCCUUAAGCUCAAGUCGGAAGACGACAUCUUCCAGUACAAGGGACUUUUCAUCGACGUCAGAGACGUGGCCACUGCCCACGUCGUGGCCUUGGAAAAGCCAGAGGCCAGCAACCAAAGAAUCAUUCUCAGUGCUGGUCCAUUCAGUCAGCAAGUGAUCCUCAACGAGGUGCACGAGAGCUUCCCAGAAUUGAAGCACUUGCCAAAGGGUGACCCAGCUUCUACUCCAAAGACCCUUGUUCGUGUCAUGCAUGGAGACUUGGACGACUCCAAGUCCAGAGAAAUCUUGGGUUUCGAGUUCAUUCCUUUCGACAAGUGUAUCAACGACUCCAUUGCCCAACUCAUCAGGACUGGCUUCCCAUAG
Suhomyces tanzawaensis NRRL Y-17324 is the source of this 1026-nucleotide messenger RNA. RefSeq names its product SDR family oxidoreductase. The record is from RefSeq and is a predicted model, not a curated record. Gene Ontology annotation, molecular function: oxidoreductase activity, acting on the CH-OH group of donors, NAD or NADP as acceptor. Bases 1 to 1026 code for a protein of 341 amino acids. The transcript has a single exon. NCBI's taxonomy places the organism in Eukaryota, Fungi, Ascomycota, Pichiomycetes, Serinales, Debaryomycetaceae.